UCGAGUUUUCCUUCUCCGCCUUUCUCUUCUCGUCGGAUUAUGGAAACGCAGACGAGAAAAACCGACGCCGAUGCCGAAAAAAAUAAAUGGCCGACGCCGUCCUCUGAUCUCUCUAGUCUCUGGAGAUCGUCGAUGGUUUCUACCGUUGGCAGGAAAACAAAAUUGGCAGGCAAGUGAUGCUAGAGAAAAUACAGCUCAGACAACAGGGAUUGCUUAGACGCCUCAAGUUUCUUCCUCGGUCUGCCUCCUUCUCGUGCUUUUCCUUCGCUGUCUUCAAAAUGGCAUAUGAUAGUAGUGGAUUGCUCCAUGACCGACUAUGAUUCCAAAAUAUGGGAUUUACUGAAGUCGACGACAACAACUCCCCACCAGUUCGUCUCCAUGAUCGUCCACUGGCCCAUGCUGCCGUGAGGCUGAAGCUACUGUCAAGGUUGAAGAGAAGGAGGAGGGCGGCUGCAGUGAAGGUUGAAGAAAGGCAGAGGGAGGAUGCGGUGGAAGUGAUGGCCGCUGGCCUCUCACUCCAAAGGGUGGAAAGAAGUUGCUGGAAUAAUAAUUCUGAAAACUUCUUCAACGGCUAAAUUUUUGGACCGGAUUUUUUUUUUUUGUUUAAUUUGAAUUCUUUUCGAUACACUACACUAUAUUUCCAAUUCACCAAACUUGCCCAAACUGAAAAAAGAAAAUCGGCAGCGGGAACUGGUGAAGCGCAUUUAGCUUUAAAAUGCGAGGGGUCGAUGGAAAGUCUCUCUCUCCAUAUAACCGGAUUUUCCCGCCCUUUCCGCGUGCGGAUUAAAAGGAAAGUCGGCAAAGAGAAAGAAACGGAGAGGGAGCGAGGGUUUUUCUUGCGUUGCUAAUGGCGGGUAGAAUUGCGAUCUUGAUCACUCCCUAUUUCCCCUCUCUUUCCUUAACCCGCACUAUCUCUAUCCUUUACGCUCAGUACCUUACCAUUUCUGGGCCUCAGUUUAUCUCUCCGUCUGUUGCUUUCUGUAGAUACCUUUUCCCCCCGCUUCCUGGUUCCGUAUUGAAUCUACUCUCUCGAGUUGUCGUUGUGUCAUUCUGCGAAACUGGUUGCACCAGCAAGAAAGAAGAUGGGCGCGCAAGGAAAGGCUCCUCCAAUGGCGGAAUCUAUGCAGCGUGUCAAGGUUAAGCGGCUUAAUGAAGAAGGAAAGUGGGACGAUCGUGGCACUGGACACAUUAGUGUUGAUUAUCUGGAGGUGGCAGCAUUGGUGCUUCUCGUUUCGAUAUGCAGCAUGGUGCUUUACGUUUUAUUGCUACAUGAUGGAAGUGCCGAGAGUGUGGCCAUGGAUGCUAUUCAUAAGGAGGCCCUCUCUCAAUUGAAAGAUGGAUCAAGAUCAAUUCUUCCUAUAAAUGUUUCUGCAGUCCGCUUAGCUAGAUUGUUGAGUUCUUCUAGCAGAAGCCAUUUAGAGAAACAGGUUGCACACGAUCUCUUCAUUUUGCAUUCCACUCUUCCCCAUCUAUCAAAAGUUUCAUACUUUGGGGAGGAUGGGUUAUUCUUUGCCUACCACAGUGAAGAAAACAGGACUGUUGCUUUGUUUUCCAAUACUAUGAUUCCACCUUUCAAUACGACUCUCAAUCGAACGACAAAUGGGUAUCGUUGGUAUCACCAAGAAGUUGAUGAAAUCACAGGGACUCCACAUGGGCAAGCAGUUGAUAGAGAGCCGAUGGCAUAUUGGACUUCAACUUGGUUCCGCAGUGCUUUGCUCAGUGACCAUGAUCGUGCUCAGUGGGGAAUUGAAUGGAGCAAUCAGCAGCCCCUGUUCACCUGCAUAGUUCCAGUUACAGGAUUGAGUUUCAGAGGUCACAGAGGAGUUGUGGCACUCGGAGUGCCUGUGAAGGUGUUGUCAGACUUUCUAUCACUCCCAUGGCAGCUUCAUGGUGGUGGCAUAUUCUUGGGUACCAAAGAUAGAAAACUAAUAGAAGGUUAUCAAUUUUAUAAUGGCAUGCUGGAUCGGUGGGAGCCAACAGCGCUGACUGCAAAUUUUCAAACCUUAGAUGCCAAUGAUCAGCUUCAGAUCUUUUUGCAUACGCAAAAUGGAGAUUCUAACAUGAAGAAUGGGCCGGUCUCUAUUGUAGAUAUGAAUGUUCAAGGUCGAAGAUACACACUUCAUACGGCUCACUUUAAGCUUUUUGAAUUGCCACUGGUGUCUACUCUUGCUUUUCCUCGUGAUAACGUUACAUAUCUUGGCACAAAAGGGAGCAACUUGAAUUGGUUUGCAUCAGCCGUUAUCUCCGUCGUCCUCGUUCUUAUGACAUGCCUUUAUGUAGUCGUAACAUAUAGGGCGUUUAGAAUCACAGUUUUGCUUCGUUCAUCUCUUAUCAAACAAAUUGAGGCAACAAGACAAGCAGAGAGGAAGAGCAUGAAUAAAACUAUUGCCUUCGCGAGCACCAGCCAUGAUGUGCGAACGAUUCUUGCAGCCAUACUUGGCCUAUUAGAUCAUUGCAUUUCCAACGUUUCUCAUAACUCUGAGUUGCGUUCAUGCUUGGUGGACAUCAAGUCAUUUUCAUUAAACUUACUUGGGAUCCUGAACUCUGUUCUUGACAUAAGCAAAAUUGAGGCUGGGAAGAUGCAAUUAGAAGAGGUCGAGUAUGAUUUAGCACAGGUUCUUGAAGAUGCUGUGGACAUGUUUUAUGUUUCAGCAAUUGAGAAGUGUGUGGAAGUAGUAUUGGAUCCUUGUGACGGCACAAUUCAGAAAUAUUCGCGCGUUAAAGGUGAUUGUAAAAGAUUUCAACAAAUUUUAUGCAAUCUACUAAGCAAUGCAGUGAAGUUCACUUCAGAGGGACACAUAAUGGUGCGAGCUUGGGCAAAGAAAGCAAGAUCUAGGAACUUCAUGCUUCCACUUAAUGAAAAUGGACAUGAUCAUCAUUUUCGGCACUACUUGUCACCAUGGUACUGCUGUAACAACACCAGUAACAUGGACUUCAAAUCUCUGCAGGGAUCUACUAAUGAGGAGAACAUGAUUGAAGUUGUUAUUGAAGUGGAUGAUACUGGUAAAGGGAUUCCAAAAGACAAACAUAAAUCAGUUUUUGAAAACUUUGUUCAAGUUAAGGAUGUAGAUUCUGGAAACUAUGGUGGCAUAGGAUUGGGACUUGGCAUCGUCCAAUCCAUUGUACGUUUGAUGGGUGGAGAAAUAAACAUUGUUGAUAAAGCGCCAAGUACAAAAGGAACUUGCUUCAGGUUCAGCAUAAUCAUGAAGGCCGCAGAGAGCUCAGUCGAUUUAAAGGAUAGUAAAGAAGAUGAUCGUGAAUUGCUUGGUGUUCAUGUAGAUCAGUCACUACAUCAACCAGAAACAUCUUCCAACACAGACUUAGCGGCAUUUGCUGAAGAUUUUGAUGUAGAAGGCACUUGUGCAAUCUUACUACUCAAAGGUGAAGCUAGAAAAAGAAUUCUGAAAAAAUGGAUGGAGGAGCACAAGUUAAAAGUGUAUGCGCUCGACCAUUUGGAGAAAUUGCGUUCCCUUCUCGAGACACUCAAGCCUAAUGCUUGCUCAGUCACAAGCACAUGUUCUGAGAUCGUUUCCGACGACGGUGGUCACACUGAAACCGGUGAAACCAGUUCUAUGGGGAAGGACCAAGAGCUUGAUUCCGUCCCAUCACAUGCCAUUAAUGAUGAUCGUGUAUUCUCUUCAAGCAUGAGCAAGAGAAGCGGCCAUAUGGAGAGAUUGCAUUCCAUUCUCGAGACACUCAAGCCCAAGGCUUGCUCAGUCGCAACCACAUGUUCUGAGAUCGUUUCCGACGAUGAUGGCCUCACUGAAACCGGCGGUACUAGUUCUAUGAGGAAAGACCAAGAGCUUGAUUCUGCCACAUCACGUGCCAUUAAUGAAGAACCUGCAUCCUCUUCAAGCAUGAGCAUGAACAGGAGAAGCGGGCGCCAGAGAAUCGUUAGCUUUAGGGCCGGCAAAUAUUCUACGAACCUGUUAUUCAUCGUUGAAAUGGAUCAUCGUUCAGAUCUGCAGCUGCAAGAACUGUCUAAGAUGUUCAGCAACUUUAUUCAUAAUGCUCAAGAGUUCAGGUGUAAAGUCGUGUGGUUAGCUGGUGUGAGUACACAGUCCAUGGACGUGGAGGCUCUGAAGAAGAGCGGAGCCCCAUGUGAUCUCAUAUUUCAUAAACCUUUACAUGGGUCUCGGCUGUAUCAAACACUAGGUCUUGUAUGCGAGUUUGGUAGAAGAAGUAAAGGCCGCCAAGCAACAGUAAUGAACAGUUUUCUGGAUCCACAGCCUACUAAUAUUGGUUCAUGUGCCACAGAUGUAAGAAGCCAUGUUGCAUGCAGCUCCUGUACUGCUAACACAUGCCAAUGGCUUCCUGAUAGAAGUACUGCAUCUAAAAUAUCGAGUCUCCAUGGUGACAAGCCUCUGAAGGGCUUCAAAGUCUUGGUUGUUGAUGACAAUGUCGUGUUGCUUCGCUUGAUGAUGGCUACCCUUGCUCGAUUGGGUGCAUCUGUGGACUCCUGUAAGAAUGGUGAAGAUGCUUUUGUUUUAGUUCGCAAGUCUUUGCAGGGUUGGGACGGUCAUCAUGGAGAAGAGAAGCACUCUCGAGAAGGUCAAGAGGAGGUUGGUGCUGAGAAGAUGCUAUAUGAUCUCAUUUUCAUGGACUGUGAGAUGCCAACCAUGAACGGGUAUGAAGCCACACGGAAGAUCCGCAAAGAGGAAAAGCACUACAGCGACGUUCACGUUCCAAUUAUUGCCUUAACAGCCCAUGCAAUGGCAGAAGAAACAAGCAGGUCUCUUCAAUCGGGGAUGGAUUUUCAUCUGGUGAAACCUGUUGCUGAGAAUGAACUUCUUGAUGCCAUUCAAAAGGUUCUCCGCGUUUGAAAUCUUGCCAAAGGAAAAAAGCAACCACUCUGGUCGUAUGAUCAUUUGUGUAAAUCAAGCCAUUCAAAUCUCCAGGUGUAUUAGUCUAGGUAUAAUAGUUUUGUUAUUCUCUCAUCAACUUCAUAUUCAACAUCUAGGUUUGAUUUUUCUGUAUUUCAUUGAUUGACCACAUUUAUUUUUGAUAAAUACAGUACUCACUACUUGUCCUGAAAGCCCUUGAAAAAAGGUAAACUGAA
Messenger RNA from Nymphaea colorata (pocket water lily), 5059 nucleotides. RefSeq names its product probable histidine kinase 2. Gene Ontology annotation, molecular function: protein phosphatase activator activity; phosphorelay sensor kinase activity. Lineage: Eukaryota; Viridiplantae; Streptophyta; Magnoliopsida; Nymphaeales; Nymphaeaceae. Gene Ontology annotation, cellular component: protein phosphatase 4 complex; nucleus; nucleoplasm. The record is from RefSeq and is a predicted model, not a curated record. The transcript is spliced from 8 exons. Gene Ontology annotation, biological process: protein dephosphorylation; phosphorylation; phosphorelay signal transduction system. Bases 1083 to 4823 code for a protein of 1246 amino acids.